This is a messenger RNA of Mustela lutreola (European mink), 1911 nucleotides long. RefSeq names its product zinc finger protein 385D (gene ZNF385D). Gene Ontology annotation, molecular function: nucleic acid binding; zinc ion binding. The record is from RefSeq and is a predicted model, not a curated record. NCBI's taxonomy places the organism in Eukaryota, Metazoa, Chordata, Mammalia, Carnivora, Mustelidae. The transcript has 9 exons. Gene Ontology annotation, cellular component: nucleus. The coding region runs from base 349 to 1836 and encodes 495 amino acids.
CUCUUGGUUUCUUUCUCUCUGCUCAGUCUUCUUUCCAUUCCCGGGCGCCCCCGGGCCGGCCCCUCCCUCCGCGCCAGCUUGCACCUCUCCCCAGCUGGGUGCACCUGAGGCUGGCUCGGUUCCGGACGCGUGCGGAGCGCCGCCGGGUGCGGUGGAGGCAGAGGCGCGCUGACAGCCACCUCCAGCCCUCGCCUGAGGGACAACACGCGUGGCGCUUGCUUCGGGGACUAUUCUCUGCGGCGGCCGCUCACGCCUUGCCUCGUGGUGACUAUCAACCACCGAAGCUGCAGGCGGGCAGUUGUGCGCCCCCGGGGCUAGUCAGCCCGGGCGGCCGCUUCUGCUCCCCAGAUGCCAGGGCCAGGGCGCCGAGCGGCCGCCAGCAGGAGGAUGAAGGGCUCGGCGGGAGGAAGGAGAGAAAAGCUGCUGGGGGCGACGAAGGCUCAGCCCAGCCGCGAUUUCACAUGUGCACAUGAUGGAGAAAGUGAGGCUGAAUUUUUACCUGAUGACUUUGAAGAAAAACCAGAAAGAGAAAAGAAACAUACCAAUUUCACUUUGUGCAAUGUUUGCAACAUUCAGCUGAAUUCGGCAGCUCAAGCGCAAAUCCACUACAAUGGCAAAUCACAUCAAAAAAGAUUAAAACAACUGAGCAAUGGGAUGCUGAAAAAUGACAAUGGUGGUACAUGCCAGAGCCCCGCUCUCCCAGCCCUGGUCCGUCCACCAGCCCCUCCUCUGCAGCCUUCGCUGGAUAUCAAACCCUUUCUUCCCUUUCCUCUGGACACUGCGGCCGCAGUCAACCUCUUCCCCAAUUUUAAUGCGAUGGACCCGAUUCAGAAAGCUGUAAUAAAUCAUACAUUUGGGGUUCCUCUUCCUCAUCGAAGAAAGCAAAUCAUAUCAUGCAACAUUUGCCAGUUGAGAUUUAAUUCCGAUAGCCAGGCUGCGGCCCACUACAAAGGCACGAAACAUGCCAAGAAGCUCAAAGCACUGGAAGCCAUGAAAAAUAAGCAGAAAUCUGUAACUGCCAAGGACAGCGCAAAGACUACCUUCACCUCCAUCACUACCAAUACCAUCAAUACCAGCUCUGACAAAACAGACAGUACCGCAGGGACACCAGCAGUAUCAACGACAACUGUGGAAAUUCGCAAAAGCAGUGUUAUGACAACUGAGAUCACCUCCAAAGUGGAAAAAAGCCCCACGACAGCCAGUGGCAAUAGCUCAUGUCCUUCCACGGAGACUGAGGAAGAAAAGGCAAAACGGCUUCUUUACUGCUCGCUCUGCAAGGUUGCCGUCAACUCUGCCUCGCAGCUGGAGGCGCACAACAGUGGUACUAAGCACAAAACCAUGCUAGAAGCUCGGAAUGGAAGCGGGACUAUCAAAGCCUUUCCUAGGGCAGGCGUGAAAGGCAAAGGACCAGUUAAUAAGGGAAACACAGGUCUGCAAAACAAAACGUUUCACUGUGAAAUCUGUGAUGUGCACGUCAACUCGGAAACACAACUUAAACAGCACAUUAGCAGUAGAAGGCACAAAGACAGAGCUGCUGGGAAGCCCCCGAAACCUAAAUACAGUCCUUACAACAAACUACAGAAGGCAGCACAUCCUCUGGGGGUAAAAUUAGUAUUUUCAAAAGAACCUUCAAAGCCAUUGGCUCCACGAAUUCUACCAAAUCCACUGGCAGCUGCAGCCGCUGCUGCCGCAGUGGCCGUGAACUCCCCCUUCAGUCUCCGAACUGCUCCAGCAGCCACACUGUUCCAGACCUCGGCACUCCCGCCAGCUCUCCUGCGGCCAGCUCCCGGACCUAUUCGGACCGCCCACACUCCUGUGCUGUUUGCUCCUUACUGAGUUCCAAAUGGGAGUACUUGUACUGCAAUAAUUUUUCAAAAAACAAACAAAAAACAACAACAACAAAAAAAACAA